AUGUGGUCGCGGGUGAUUUCGCGGAGAGAGCAGCACCCACUCAGCGCCAUAGUCAGCUCGAGCUCGUCGCACAGCAUCUGCAGCACCUUCCUCACCCCCGCCUCCCCCUCCGCUGCCAAGGAGAACAGGACUGGCCUCCCUAUCUGCAUCCCCAACAACAGAAGGUCAACUCCACAGGGCAGAAAGUCAACCAGGGAGAAAGGAGAUGGGGUGACGAUCAACUCACAAACACGCCGGAAGCUCCGAGCGCCAGCGCUUUGAAAACGUCGGUUCCACGACGGACACCGCCAUCGAGGAACACGGGAACUUGGCCCUGCGCAGCCUUCACGACCUGCAAGUGGGCGACCACCGCUCGGUCAACGACUGCAGCCACACAGCUAGAAUGGCGUCUGGUUAGAGAGAAAGUAGGAUAA
Messenger RNA from Spirodela intermedia, 413 nucleotides. NCBI's taxonomy places the organism in Eukaryota, Viridiplantae, Streptophyta, Magnoliopsida, Alismatales, Araceae. The record is from the annotation of a GenBank genome assembly.